AGUUGAGGAAGAAAAGAAAAGAAAAACUCUUGUUGGGUUAUUGAAGGAAGAUCCAUAAAUCCAUGGCUUCUAAGCUUCUUUUGAUCACUGUCUUCGUCCUCGAUCUCAUUGCUUUUGGUUUAGCUGUUGCAGCUGAACAAAGAAGAAGCAUCGCAAAGAUUGUGAAGGAUAGUGAAAUAAAGUAUAACUACUGUGUAUAUGAUUCAGAUAUCGCAACAAGCUAUGGCGUUGGUGCGUUUUGGCUCCUAAUGUGUAGCCAAGCUCUUGUAAUGCUGGCCAGCCGAUGCUUUUGCUGCGGAAAGGCACUAAACCCUACUGGUUCGAGGGCUUGGGCAGUUAUCCUUUUCAUAUUGUGUUGGUUGUUUUUCCUGGUUGCUGAGAUAUGCUUGGUGGCCGGAUCGGUGCGCAAUGCGUACCAUACCAAAUACCGGACCAUUUUCGGCGAGCAGCCUCCGUCAUGUGAGACUGUGAGGAAGGGAGUUUUUGGAGCAGGGGCGGCUUUCAUUUUCUUGACUGCCGUUGUCAACAAACUGUACUAUAUUUGCUAUUCCAAUGCCACGGAGAAUAAGCACAGCCUCUAGGCUUGCGGCGGGUCGACCGGCGUCGCUGCCACAAAGUAUUCGCUGUUUAUGUGAGGUCCCGUUUCAUGUGCUAAGGGUUCAAUACAUUAGGCAGGAAGAUUGUAAGGUAUACUACUAUAUUUUGGAUA
Messenger RNA from Hibiscus syriacus, 709 nucleotides. RefSeq lists its product as uncharacterized. NCBI's taxonomy places the organism in Eukaryota, Viridiplantae, Streptophyta, Magnoliopsida, Malvales, Malvaceae. The transcript is spliced from 2 exons. The record is from RefSeq and is a predicted model, not a curated record. The coding region runs from base 63 to 581 and encodes 172 amino acids.